Messenger RNA from Capsicum annuum, 507 nucleotides. Its product is annotated as RING-H2 finger protein ATL13-like. Bases 1 to 507 code for a protein of 168 amino acids. The record is from RefSeq and is a predicted model, not a curated record. The transcript has a single exon. NCBI's taxonomy places the organism in Eukaryota, Viridiplantae, Streptophyta, Magnoliopsida, Solanales, Solanaceae.
AUGUCAGCAUCCACUAAAUUCUUCUCAUAUUUCAAUAAACGUAUCAACAUUUUCUUCUUCUCAGGGCUUCCUCAAGCAUUACAAUUCUUAGUGCUUGCGUUUUUCGUAUCGAUCAGUGCAUACCUACAGAGAAUAGAAGAACACAAGUGCAGGAAUAUCAUAAACAAAAAGAGCACUAAAUUCGUCUACAGAAAGAGGAAAUUACUAGGAUAUGUUGUUACUGAACCACUCGAUUGUGCGAUUUGUUUAUCGGAUUUUGAGCAUGGAGAUAAAGGCAGAAAAAUUGAAAGUUGCAAUCAUAUUUUCCAUGAGAAUUGUUUGGAUAAAUGGCUGAUGCAUGGGAAAGGACAAGCGACAUGUCCUCUUUGCCGCAGCGUGAUUAUACCGGAAAUUAUGGUGGAUGUUCACCGGAAAGUUGAAGAUGAAGAGCUGAGGUUUGGUAUGUUUGAGGAGGAACUUGCUUUGAUAUUGCUCUCUUGGUUGACUAGUAGUCAAAGGUGUUUCUAA